UCCGUGCGUCCGCCAUACUCGGUCAGUUACCAAACGGUACAUUGCUCCGUUGAGCUCAUUCACCUCCAAUAACUGCUUUUUUUAAACAAAUAACUACGUGAAAAGUGCGUAAAAACCCUCAGCAAUUGUUCAAGGCAUUUGAGGUUCCAUUUGUUGCCACGAUGGGAGACUCUGAUGACGAGUACGACAGGAAACGGAGAGAUAAGUUUAGAGGGGAAAGACCUGAAUCGUACUCCAGAGAGGGCAGGAGGGAUGACAGACGACGUGAUGAGUGGGCUGAAAGAGAAUGGUCCAGUAGAGCCAGAGCUCGUCCAGAUUACCGAGAAUAUCGUGGAGGGGGUGGAGGUGGCAGGGAGAGAUACAGUCCAGGCAGAUCUCAGGACAUGGCACCCCCGAUGAAACGUAUGCGAUCUGAUUGGGACGAUCGAGGCUCGAGGUACCCACACUCGGAUUAUUACGGCGGUGGUGGGGGAGGGGGAGGGGGCUCGUGGGGUCCAGACCACUAUCCCCCACAUCAUCAUGCCAAUCAUCACUAUGGCAACCACAACAACAGCGGCAGCAGCGCCAGUCGAGAGGUAGCUGGCAACUUCAGCAACUCAAACGUUGAAACCCAGCCCCCAAUGAUGACGUUCAAAGCCUUCCUGGUAACCCAGGAGGACACGAUAACCGACGAGGAGGCGAUAAAACGUUACAACGAGUACAAACUCGAGUUCCGUCGUCAGCAGCUGAACGAGUUCUUCGUGGCCCACAAGGACGAGGAGUGGUUCAAGAUUAAAUAUCACCCUGAAGAGUCGAUUAAGAGAAAGGAUGAACAGAUUUCAGCGUUGAAGAAACGUGUGGAAGUUUUUUUGGAACUUUUAAACUCAGGACAAAUCGAGAAAGUUUCAGUAGACUCUGAUCAGUCGGAUGCGUUGCUGCAUUUGUUGGAUUCAGUUGUUAUUAAGCUUGAGGGGGGAACUGAGGAGGACUUGAAGAUUCUAGACUCGAAGCCUCAGGUUCCAGUGAUGAAAGAGCUCGUGAGGAGAGAGAAGGAGAAGGAGAAGGAAAAGGAAAAGGAAAAGGAGAAAGAGCAGGAGAAGGAGAAAGACAAAGAGGAGGAAAAGGCGGAGAAGGAGGAGGACAAGGAGAAAGAGAAGGUUGAGGAGAAGAAGAAGGAUGAGGAGGAGAAGGAGGAGGACGAGGAGGAGGAGGAGAAAAUGGAGACGAGUGAGGAUAAAGAGGACAGCGAAGAGAAGCCCUCAGAGGCAAUGGACCAAGAGACUCCAGUUUCAGACGAGCAGAACGGAGACAUUGAGAUGAAGCCUCCCUCGGAGCCAGUAGCCCCAGAAGAUGCGCCAAAGCCGACACCGGAUCCUUCAGAGGAGACCUUCAACCUCCCUGAGGAAGCACCCUCCGAGCCCUCUGAGCUCCCAAACCCCAAAAAACGCAAAAGAACCGAUUCGAACUCCAGUUCCUCGUGGUCCUCCACCAGUUCCUCCUCAGACAGCGAGAAACCAGAGACACCAAAAGAGUCCGCAAAACCCGAAACCGAGGAGACGGUCGAGGCCCCAGAAGAGGCCUCCAAAACGGCUGAAGAAGCACCCAAACCUGAAAAGCCAGAACAAGAGCAAACAGGAGAAACUGAAGAGGCCCAGCAGAAGGAGGAGUCACCCCCUUCCCCAAAGAAGAAGGACCCUGAACCGGAAGCUGUGAUCGACCUAGCCUCCGAGGACAAGGAGAAGGAACCCAGAGCCCUCCACAAGACCAGCAGCAUUUUCCUCAGGAAUCUAGCACCCACGAUAACGAAAGCUGAGGUGGAAGCCAUGUGCAAACGCUUUCCAGGCUUCCUCAGGGUGGCUAUUGCUGACCCUCAACCUGAACGUCGAUGGUUUCGGAGGGGUUGGGUAUCCUUUGAACGUCAGGUGAAUAUCAAGGAGAUCUGCUGGAGUCUCAACAACAUCAGACUCCGUGACUGCGAGCUGGGAGCUAUUGUUAAUCGAGACCUGAUCAGACGAAUCAGAACAGCGAAUGGAAUAACAGCUCACAAGCAGGUGGUUCGUUACGACAUAAAACUGUCAGCAAAGAUUGUUCAUAAUCUUGACACGAGGCUGGGUCUGUGGAGUGACGAUAAGAAGGAGGAGAGUGAGAAGGAGGGGAGGAAUGAUAUGGAGCAAGCUGCCUUUGGACUGUCCUCGAAGAAUCCAGUUCUGAAAAACAUCACGGAUUACCUGAUUGAGGAGGCCUCUGCUGAGGAAGAGGAGCUCCUGGGGAUGUCUGGGGAACAGGAGGAGGGACAGCUGGGGGACGGAGAGGGCCCCAUCGAACGAGAUCCCACUCUGAUUAUGGUUCUCGAUCGAUUGAUCCUCUAUUUGAGGAUCGUUCACUCGGUGGAUUAUUACAAUCACUGCGAGUAUCCUAAUGAGGACGAGAUGCCCAACAGGUGUGGAAUUAUGCACGUAAGAGGGCCUCCACCAGCUGCCAAAGUCUCCUCUUCAGAAUUGAGUGAAUACAGUAGAAAUUUUGAGGGAAAAAUGUCGGCAUUUCUCGCCCCCGUGGCUACAGUACCCUCUGAAGAAUUCGAGAAGCUUGGGGCUAAGGACGCCGAGGCUGAAAUCGAGAAGUUCGUCCAGGCGAACACUCAAGAAUUGUCCAAGGACAAGUGGCUGUGUCCACUCAGUGGGAAGAAGUUCAAGGGGCCUGACUUCAUAAGAAAGCACAUCUUCAAUAAGCAUGCGGAGAAGGUAGCUGAAGUGAAGGCCGAGGCUGAGUACUUCAAUAAUUAUCUCAAGGACCCCAAGAGACCGAUUUUACCGGAACAUCCUGGGAAUAAGGCGCCUGUUAGGGAGGCACCCAGAGAGAGCUUUCCCCAUUAUGGAGGGAUGGGAGGAUUCGGUGGAUUUGGCGGUGGAAACUUUGGAGGUUCACGAGGCGGUUUUGGGGGUGGCUAUGGCGGUGGUUUCGGUGGUGGAUUUGGAAUGCCACGUCCUAAUCGUGGUGGAUUCAACAGAGGACGGGCCGCUCCAGAAUCUACAUCGAGACCAAUUAUUAGUUAUAAUGACCUGGACCAUUUAGACGACGAUAUAUUCUAAUUUUUUCACAAGAGAGAAUUCCUGGAUCAUUUAAUUAACGAAUCGUUACGUAUAUUCGCUAUUAUGGAGGCACCAGUCACAAUUUCCAAACAUUUGAAUCAAGAAUCGUUUACUCGAUGAUUACUUCUUUGGUAAUUACAUGAAUUUAUUGUUUGUUUCCACUUUUACUAUUUAAUUAUUUGAUUUAAAGUGAUUUAUAAUGCUUUAAAACCAGUUGAGAUACUUGAAAUAGUGUGAGAACAGGUGCCUCGAUGGUAAAUACUUACGUACAAGAGAUAAAAUCAAAUGAAAAAACAAUUGUAAAUACUUGAAACUGAAAUAUCAGGAAUAUCUUGAAAUUGACAAAACACUAUUGUAGAUUGGAUGACGAUAAAAUGAAAAUCAACAUAAAAGACCAUGAACUGUCGAGAUAAACAAGUAAAUGUAUUUGUUGUAAUGAAUUUGUCAAUUUAUUUUAUUAAAGGAUAAGAAAUGUCCCAUCCACUCCUAUUUCACCUGGAAAUUAACGAAAUAAUGACAUAAUAAAAUAAUUUAAACACUUA
Messenger RNA from Diachasma alloeum, 3610 nucleotides. RefSeq names its product serrate RNA effector molecule homolog (gene Ars2). Bases 162 to 3068 code for a protein of 968 amino acids. Gene Ontology annotation, cellular component: nuclear body. The transcript has 11 exons. Gene Ontology annotation, biological process: mRNA processing; primary miRNA processing. The record is from RefSeq and is a predicted model, not a curated record. Gene Ontology annotation, molecular function: nucleic acid binding. Lineage: Eukaryota; Metazoa; Arthropoda; Insecta; Hymenoptera; Braconidae.